This is a messenger RNA of Rhopalosiphum padi (bird cherry-oat aphid), 1437 nucleotides long. RefSeq names its product ATPase H(+)-transporting accessory protein 2 (gene ATP6AP2). Gene Ontology annotation, cellular component: external side of plasma membrane; membrane. Gene Ontology annotation, molecular function: signaling receptor activity. Gene Ontology annotation, biological process: positive regulation of Wnt signaling pathway. The coding region runs from base 160 to 1158 and encodes 332 amino acids. The record is from RefSeq and is a predicted model, not a curated record. The transcript has 8 exons. Lineage: Eukaryota; Metazoa; Arthropoda; Insecta; Hemiptera; Aphididae.
AUUAUUUGUCUUGUGCCAGUGCCCGAGUAGUAAGUAGGUAAAUUGCUAACGUUAUCUUUUUAUUAUUUCGUAUUUUUGUUCACACUAACGCCCAACUCUGCCCAAAUUGGUCUCCGAUUUUCGUCUUUCACUCCGACGGCGAUCCGGCACAAACCGAACAUGAGCUGUUUGAUCACCAUGGUGGCUCUGGCCACCGCCGUUUUGGCGUCCGCAAAUGCCCAAAGCCACCAACUAUAUGUCCUCAACAGUCCAUCAAACGUCAAGAUCAGCCAGUCGUCCGUGCCAUUACGUGCCACAGAGUUGGCCGACGUUGUGUCGUCCACAUUGGGCUUCACCGUUCCUCAUGGAGAAAAAACUUGGAGCAAUUUAAUGGUGGAAAAUCCAUUUGCAUUACCUGAAGCUGUAGUUGUCCUUGAAAUACCUGGAUUAAAAAAUCCUGGAUUUGAUUUAAAUAAAGUUGACCAUCAUAACAUGAUUUUGGAUGAACCCUUAGAUGAAGUGUAUGCUACUGUGGAACAUAGAAUGAAGGAGAGGCUUGACAAUAAGGAAUAUAGCAUUAUGCAUGGUUCCUUAACCAAUGAAGAAUUUCUUAAGAAUCAAGUAUUCCAUCCAAAUUUCAAGCUUAAUCCUAGUAUUAAACCUCAACACAUUGAUUCAUAUGAUGAGAAGUAUGCUGUAUUUUUUAAUGAAAUUUACAACUUACAUCAAUUGGGACAAGGUGUCAAAGAGAGUAUGUUAAAAAAUAACGUACCAGAUUUUCAUUGGUUUCAAUUGCAAGGCAUUAAAGCUUUGACUGCUGUCAAUGAACCAAAUUCAGAAGAAACUAUUGAAGGUGAAAAGGUUUUAAAUGAAGCUAUAUCUACAUUGGUCCAAUCAUACAACGAAAUUUACAAUAAUGAGGUCUUAAUUAUUGCUAUUACCAACAAUGCAAAAGAAUCACGAAGAAACAAACGUGAACUUAGUAGCGUAGAAAAGAAUCUCAAUGUUGCUGAACCAAUAUCUAAUGAUUUUCCAGUCAUAUUCAAUCUUAUACUGUGGUUCGUUGUAAUAUUUGUCUUUUCCCUUUUAGCCAUAGCAUUGAGUAUUGCCCAAAUGGAUCCUGGUCGUGAUUCAAUCAUCUACCGCAUGACCAGCAAUAGAAUGAAGAAAGAAAACUAAGUGUUCAUAAAAUGAUUUAUAGUUGAACAAAUCAGACUAUGCAAAUAAUAAUUAUGAAGUGAUUUAAAGAAAAAAAAAACAUCAAACAAAACUUAAAUUUGGCCUAGAAUCCAUUCCAAUUUGUAUAUAAGUGUUCACAUUCAACACAAAUAUUAUGAUUAUUGUACUAAGUUUUUGUUUUAUUUAAUUUAGUUUAUUGUUUUGAAACAAAGGUGUUUAGUAUUUUAGUAUUUCUUUAUUUUAUUUGUGUAAAUUAAAAAGUUAUCAAUUUGUUUUAAA